AUGGGUGUGGACAUGUGCAUCUCCACUGCUGCCCCGGCCUCAGAGAGCUGUGUUUUGUUCCUGAUUGCUAGUGCUUUAUGGGGGGAUCGGCUCUUGCUUCUCGAUGCGCAGCCCCUCUUCGAGACCGUCACAGCCAUGCCUGAGUCAGAUCUGAAGAGCGAGCUCUACUUGAUGAUCUUCUUGGCAUCAAUAUGCCACACCCUCCUAGUCGUGACCGACACGGUGAUGGAGGUGCACCUGUGGAAGUUCUUGAGGCAGAUGGCCAUGCUGAAAUCGAAGGUUCCGAACUUGGCAACCUUCGUUCGUCAGAAGCAAGCUCAGGCAUCAGCAGAGCCCGUUCAGCCCAUUCAGGAGGAUCUGCCGCGCCUGCUGGCGGUUUUCAACAACUUGAGCCUCCAGAUCGACGACGGCAUGGAGGUGCCAGAGCUUUAUGAGCCCGUUCAGAACUUUCUCGGCCACUGCGAGUGGAAGGCAGCACCUUCCGUCGACUGCAUGGGCUUGCCGCAGCUGCCGGGCAAGAGUUGCCAGGAGCUCCUUUGCAGCGAGAAAGCUGCGGCCGCCGGACUUCGUCUGCGCCAGCACCUCUUCUCUGAAGGUCAUCCACGCGGCCGAUUUGGACCCGACGGGCUUCAGCUGACCGAGAAGCAGUGGCUUCACUACGUUGCCGAGUACUGGGACUUCGUGCAGAACCAUGCAGAUAUCCAAUCCUACUUCGACGUGCUGAUGGCAGGCAGCUUCCGCAGCAGUGCCUCACCGGAUCCCAAGUCCUGA
Symbiodinium sp. CCMP2592 is the source of this 771-nucleotide messenger RNA. NCBI's taxonomy places the organism in Eukaryota, Dinophyceae, Suessiales, Symbiodiniaceae. The record is from the annotation of a GenBank genome assembly.